Molecule: messenger RNA, 1196 nt
Organism: Phragmites australis (common reed)
Lineage: Eukaryota; Viridiplantae; Streptophyta; Magnoliopsida; Poales; Poaceae
Exons: 6
Coding region: 49-768 (239 amino acids)
Source: RefSeq, a predicted model, not a curated record
CCCUUUCGAAGAAGUAGAGGGGGAUAGGGAGAAGCCAGGGAAACCAAGAUGCUGCUGCUGUCCACGAUGGCCGCCGGCGCCGCCAGGUCGGUAUCCGUCCGGCUCAACGCCGUCGCCGCUCUGUCGUCCUCCACAUCAUCAGGAGGAAGGAGUAGGAAGGGCCAGCGGCGAGGUGAUGCCAAGCCUCAGGCCCCGCCUCCGCCCCUGCCGCGGCACGGCGAGGCCCCGAGCAAGAAGAAGCCCAGCGCGAGGCCGGCCGUGGGCAAGGAGAACCGCGCGGUGGAAGAAGCGCGCGUGCCUCCGAGGCUGGAGGGCGAGGCGAGGAAGGGGGUGCAGCAGCAGAAUAAGGCGAAACGGGUGGUGCGGUGGAAGUGCGCGAGCGGGUGCGGCGCCUGCUGCAAGCUGGACAAGGGCCCCGACUUCCCCACCCCCAAGGAGGUCUUCGCCGACCAUCCGGACGACCUCCAGCUGUACAAGAGCAUGAUUGGCGCUGAUGGAUGGUGCAUCAACUACGACAAGUCCACCCGCACCUGCAACAUCUACCAAGAGCGGCCUAUGUUCUGCAGGGUGGAACCGAAGGUUUUCGAUGAGUUCUUUGGUGUGCCACGCAGCAGGUUCGACAGGGAAGCUUGCAGUGCUUGCGUGGAUAACAUCAAGAUGGUGUACGGUGAUGACUCUGCGGAGCUCAGUAACUUUAAGCGUGUGAUAAGGGAGGAAAGUAAUAAGGUGGAAGCAAGCAAGAACCAAGAUAAAUUGUUGGAUACGUAGCUCCUGGCAUUGAUCUGCAAUAAAAUCUCCCAAGUACGCCCCGUCGUAUCUGGGCCAGGGGCGUACAUUCUUGUUAACUUAGACAUGGCAGUGAAGGUAAAACUCUAUCAAUGUUCUUACGUUAAGAUUGAAAAGUGGAACAUAUUGAGUGAGAUACUCAGUGGAGGUAACCAAAACUGGUGUUAUGGCUAGUUGGCCACUGACAUGCAAAUGUACACUUCAGUUCAAAACCAAUCCACGAUGCUUCGGUCUAGAAACCUGGUGUGUUCAGAAUUGUGGUAUUCACAACAUUGUAGGUUGGAUUGGUGUGGGAUUGUUCGUCAUUAAAUUGUGACGAUCCCAUCCUAAUAUCGCUCAGUUUUGCUCUGCGUGACUAAGCUAUUACCCUGUUUCAUCUUGGACUCUAAGAAUUGUUGGUUCUUUAAAGA